GCGCACGCUCUUCUCUUUUUCCUCUGGUAUCUCUGCGCAGGGUGACCGGGCUGGAGCGGGUAUAGGCGACCGUUCCCCCCUCCCCUGGCGGCAAGAGCGCAGAGCACUGAGUCAUUCCCUUCUCCCCGGCUUUCUCUGUUGCACUAACGCGAGCGCGCGCGCGUACACGCACACACACGAGAGCGAUGCCCUCAGCCACCAGCAGCGCCAUGGCGAGCAGCGGCAGCAAAGCGGGAAGUGAGGCAGCGGCAGCAGCUCCAUCCCAGGCGGCGGCAGUUCCGAGCGGUGGCACGAGUUCGGUACAGACCGAGGCCAUGAAGCAGAUUUUGGGUGUCAUCGACAAGAAGUUGCGCAACCUGGAGAAGAAAAAGAGCAAACUUGAUGAUUAUCAAGAUCGAAUGAACAAAGGAGAACGCCUUAACCAAGAUCAGCUGGAUGCUGUGUCCAAGCACCAAGAAGUCAGUAAUAACCUGGAAUUUGCUAAAGAACUACAGAGGAGUUUCAUGGCACUGAGCCAGGAUAUUCAGAAAACAAUAAAGAAGACAGCUCGACGGGAACAACUAAUGAGAGAAGAAGCUGAACAAAAACGUUUAAAAACAGUACUUGAAUUACAGUAUAUUUUGGACAAGCUGGGUGAUGAUGAAGUACGUAAUGAUCUAAAACAAGGAACGAAUGGAGUGCCGGUAUUAACAGAGGCAGAACUGUCAACACUAGAUGAAUUUUACAAGCUAGUUGAACCUGAACGGGACAUGAACGUGAGGUUGAGUGAUCAAUAUGAACAGGCGUCCAUUCAUCUCUGGGACUUAUUGGAAGGAAAGGAAAAACCUGUAUGUGGAACAACCUAUAAAGCCCUUAAAGAAGUCAUUGAACGCAUUCUGCAAACAACUUACUUUGAUAGUAACCACAACCAUCAAAAUGGAUUAUGUGAAGAAGAAGAGACAGCCCCUGCAUCAGCAGUGGAGGAUCCUGUUGCAGAAGCUGAGCCAGAGCCAACAGAAGAAUACACUGAACCCAGUGAAGUUGAAUCAACAGAGUAUGUAAACAGACAGUUCAUGGCAGAGACUCAGUUCAGCAAUAGUGAGAAGGAACAGGUAGAUGAGUGGACAGUUGAAACUGUUGAGGUAGUAAAUUCACUUCAGCAGCAACCACAGGCUACAUCUCCUCCAGUUCCAGAUCCCCACACGCUUACUACUGUGGCUCAAGCAGAUCCUCUCGUUAGGAGGCAACGAGUACAAGAUCUUAUGGCACAAAUGCAAGGCCCCUACAACUUCAUGCAGGACUCCAUGCUGGAAUUUGACAACCAGGCUCUCGAUCCUGCUAUUGUUUCAGCCCAGCCUAUGAAUCCAGCACAAAACUUGGACAUGCCACAAAUGGUUUGCCCUCCAGUUCAUACUGAAUCCAGACUUGCGCAGCCUCCCCAGGUUCCUGUGCAGCCUGAAGCCACGCAGGUCCCUUUGGUUUCUUCCACAAGUGAGGGAUAUACAGCAUCCCAGCCCAUGUUUCAGCCUUCUCAUUCAACUGAGCAGCGGCCUCAGAAAGAAUCAGUUGACCAGAUUCAGGCUUCAAUAACUUUAAAUGCAGACCAGACACCAACAUCAUCACCACUUCCAGCUGCAUCCCAGCCUCAGGUAUUCCAGGCUGCCACUAGCAAACCUUUGCAUAGCAGCGGAAUCAAUGUCAAUGCAGCUCCAUUCCAGUCCAUGCAGACAGUAUUUAACAUGAAUGCACCUGUUCCUCCUGUCAAUGAGCCAGAAACCUUAAAGCAGCAAAACCAGUACCAGACCAGUUACAGCCAGUCUUUCUCCAGUCAGCCUCAUCAAGUAGAGCAAUCAGAACUUCAGCAAGAGCAGCAGCUCCAGACAGUGGUUGGCACCUACCAUGGUUCCCCGGACCAGUCCCAUCAAGUGGCAGGUAACCACCAGCAGCCUCCACAACAGAAUACUGGGUUCCCACGUAACAGUCAGCCUUAUUAUAACAGCCGAGGAGUGUCUCGUGGUGGAUCACGCGGCACUCGAGGCUUAAUGAAUGGAUACAGGGGACCAGCCAAUGGGUUUAGAGGAGGAUAUGAUGGCUACCGCCCUUCAUUUUCCAAUACUCCAAAUAGUGGUUACACACAGGGACAAUUUAAUGCUCCUCGAGACUAUUCCAACUACCAGCGGGAUGGAUAUCAACAGAAUUUCAAGCGUGGCUCUGGACAAAGUGGUCCUCGGGGAGCCCCUCGAGGUCGUGGAGGGCCCCCAAGACCCAACAGAGGGAUGCCUCAAAUGAAUGCUCAGCAAGUGAAUUAAACUAAUUCACAGGAUUACAUUUAAACGCCAAAAACAUACUGGCCAGUGUACCAUACAUGUUACCAGAAGAGUUAUCUCUUUGUUCUCCUUUUUAGAGGAAGUUCAUAGUAAAGGGAUUAUUUUCAUUACCCAUAAAGACAGUUGUCAACUUUAUAUUACCUGGAUAUGGAAAGAAACGGCGUUUACUCUGCAUGUUCUAGCCUAAGCAUCAUCUUGAGCCUUGCAAAUGAAUUCCAGAAUUUUUACCCUUGCUCUGAUUUAAAGAAAAAUUAGCAGUUUCAGGGUAAUGAAAAUCUCAAUAGUUAACAGGCAGAAAUGACCCAUGACUGACUCCAUUGAUAUUCUAUAGCAACGCAGCAAAUUUGGAUAAAAAUCAAUAAAUCCCUAAUUGGUAUAUUUAAACUUACACAAAAGGAAGAUUGAAGAAGCGAAGUGUGAGUUGAUAGCAACUACAUUUCAGCUGUUUUGGUAGAGUGAAGCACUGAACAUUUAUAAUGAUGCCUCUAUGGUAACUAAAUAACAUGGUGGGCAGCUUAUGCACACCCUUAGUUACAGCAUUUUCCUUAUAGGCCUGACCUGCUGUGGCAAAGGGAUGCAUUAAUUGUUUUGUGUUACUGUUGAUAUAUUUCUGCAAACUCCAAAUUAUGCUUUGAUCAGCAUUUUUAAAUUUUCUGUCAUAAAUAGAAGAUGUAAUUUGGAUUGCUAUCCUUAUUACCAAUGUGAAGUGUUAAAGAGCUCUCUCCUGAACACAUUUCUUGGAUAGCAAUGACAUUUGUAAGGAUUGGUAUUCUUUAUCUUUCCUUAUAACUUGCACAUUGUCUGUCGCUAAUACUUGAUCUUGCUGUAUUAUCAUCUAAAUAACUUAUGCAGGUACUGAUGAAAAUUAAUGGAUAUUCAUAACACUUUUGGUCACAUGUUCUUUCUUUUCUGCAGUCUGAAGGUUUUAAGAAAUCUCAAGUCUCUGCUGCUGCCCUUUUAAAUUGCUCUCUUUUGAUAAGCACCAGUAUGUGUUUGGAUUGGUUUUUCCUUUUAAGGGAAAUUACAUCCAGCAGUUACAGAUCUAAGCAAGAUAAAUAAAACAUGUUUAUAAAAAAUG
Eublepharis macularius is the source of this 3384-nucleotide messenger RNA. It is a transcript of the gene CAPRIN1, whose product is annotated as cell cycle associated protein 1. Gene Ontology annotation, molecular function: RNA binding. Lineage: Eukaryota; Metazoa; Chordata; Lepidosauria; Squamata; Eublepharidae. The record is from RefSeq and is a predicted model, not a curated record. Bases 186 to 2288 code for a protein of 700 amino acids. The transcript has 19 exons. Gene Ontology annotation, cellular component: cytoplasm.